Molecule: messenger RNA, 1491 nt
Organism: Beauveria bassiana ARSEF 2860
Lineage: Eukaryota; Fungi; Ascomycota; Sordariomycetes; Hypocreales; Cordycipitaceae
Product: 2-dehydropantoate 2-reductase, putative
Exons: 2
Coding region: 1-1491 (496 amino acids)
Cellular component (GO): cytoplasm; mitochondrion
Molecular function (GO): NADP binding; 2-dehydropantoate 2-reductase activity
Source: RefSeq, a predicted model, not a curated record
AUGCCAUCUCCGGAGCAUCCAAGCUGGUUGUCGACGCUUUUGGCUGAUACAAGACCACCUCCGAAACUCUUUGCGUGGUCUCCCGCAAACCUUGAUUCUCCAACUGCAGUAAAGCCUGACAGAGCCGACAGAGGUGACUUUGAUCCCGGAAAAUAUCCUGUCGACGCUCCCAUCACUACAGCAUCGGAGCCCGUCAAGCGCAUCUACAUUGUCGGACCUGGUAAUGUUGGUAGGCUGUAUGCGAGCUACAUGUCUAGACAACGCGAUGCUCUACCCAUCACAUUGGUUGUGCAUCGUAAAGAGCUCUUGUCACAAUGGGUCACAAGCGAGGGAGUGGUUCUGGUGGAUCGAGGCGGCAAGGUUACCAAGAAUAAGCAGUUCGACGUCGAAUGGUGGACGGAGAGCAGGCCCCGGUAUGGACCGGUGAGGGAAGUGGCUGAUGGAGAGAAGCUACACAACGUCUUCAUUUCAACCAAAGCCGAUGCUGGGCUGGGUGAAGUAGACCGGCUACGUCGAUACUUGGGACGAUGCAGCUCUGUUGUUUUUGCACAGAAUGGCGUGAGCAAGCUGUGGGCUCCAUACGGUCCUCUCUACGUGGCUAGCCGAUACCACGCCGACGAUGCGCCCAGCUUCUCCGCGUGUGUAGUGAACCACGGGAUAUCAGCGGCAGGACUCUUUUAUAGCAUUCAUACAUCUCCGAGCGACGCGUUCAUCGGGCCCAUCUUCAAGGGUUCGGCGGCGCCGGCACAUGGGCAAAACAAGCGGCGGCGUCUGGACGACGACUUCUUCACGACGUACAUUAGCAGCACGCCCUUUCUCGAUACAAAGCACGUCUCUUCGGGCCAGCUAUGGAUCAUUCAGCUGGAAAAGCUCGUCUUGAAUGCAGCAAUCAACCCGCUGACGACGCUGCUUCGGUGCAAUACCGGACAGCUGUUUGCAAGCUACGACUCGCACGACGCCCUGACGCGCGUGCUCGACCAGCUCCUGUGGCAAGCGAGCGCCGUGAUCCAGGCGCUCAUCAACCACGAUGCGAAUAUCGACAUGUUGACGUCGUACGCCGAGACGGUGCACAGGCUCGUGCCAGGUAGCGACGACUACGGCAGAAACUUUGCCAAUAUUCGCAGGAAGCUGACAGUCCGGUUCUCGCAGCCCAUCUUGAAGGCAAAACUGUAUGCAUUCGGUCUAAAGAUACGUGAGCAUCGGAGCUCCAUGCUUCAGGACGCAGAAGCAGGGAGGAAAACAGAGAUACGAGACGUGAAUGGGUGGAUUGUGGACAUGGCAGAGUACUUGGGUCUGGAUCUGGAUGUAGGCAUUCAUCGAGGGUUGAUUGAGUUGAUUGAAGAAUUGGUCCCUGGUGACAAGAAAAUCGGCACUGCCAAGGCAAGGGCAGAGCUACGAGUACCCUUUACGCUCAGCACAUCCUCGACAACGGGCAUUGAAGAGCUCGUCGAAGCCUACCCCGAGAGCGACAAGUGGUUUCAGCUAUACUGA